GUUGAGAGAGUUUUAAUUGGUGUAAUUUUAGAGAAAUAAUUGUUGAUUUUCGGGUGUGCUUGAAGGAGUAAUACUCUGCUUUUAUAUUUAAUCUGGUUCAUUGCUUAUUGGGUAUUCUUUGCUCGAAUGAAUUUGUCGACAAUUAAGUAUGGUUUUGUGUGUACCCGAUGCAAGUUCUCAAAGCAGCUCUUUCCAUUACGUUUCUCUUCCAUUUCUCUAUUGUCCCUUUUGAUUUCUUCUGUGUCUGAGUUCAGUUCUGAAAGUGGGUUCCAUUACAUUUUUCUUCCGCUUCUCCAUCGCCCCGAAACUGAGUGUUUGUUGUAAUGGAACCAGACGAAAUUUCUGCCUACAUCGGCCGUGAAUCUGGGCAGUCGCUCCAUAACUUGACCACAACCUGCACAUCUGCCGACCGGAUUCGCUCCCAUGGGAUUUUCACCGGAUCAAACCCUUUUGAGUACUCUAUACCUUCUCUUCUAAUUCAGUUGGUUAUUUCUGGAGGGGCCAUUAUGUUGUUUUCUCACCUCCUCAAACCCUUCGGCCAACCCCUCAUCGUCUCUCAAAUCUUGGGAGGCUUAGUUCUAGGUUCUUCAGUUCUGGGCCGGUUCGAUGGUUUCAGAGAAACCUUUUUCCCCAUGAGGGGAUUCAUAUUCCUUGACAUAGUAGCUUCAAUGGGAUAUAUAUUUUACUUCUUUCUCAUUGGAGUGCAAAUAGAUCCUUCCAUAGUAAAGAAGAUUGACAAGAGGGCAUUUGCUAUUGGGUCCUGUACCGUGGCUUUGCCUUUGAUUCUUACCCUCAUUUCCAGUUCCAUUGUAAACUCCAUGAAUGAUGUGAACUCCCAAUUCAACAAAACCUUUGUCAUUGUUUGUGCAACAGAGUCCUUUAUCAAUUUCCCCACGAUUGCUUGCUUUCUUUCUGAGCUUCAUAGAAUGAACUCUGAGCUCGGGAGAAUCGCUUUGACAUCUUCAAUGGCUUCUACUUUGUGCAGCUAUUGCAUUCUGUUUCUAGGAGCUCUCUUGAAUGGACCAAAUGCUCACAGAUAUGAGAGGUUCUCAAUAUUUUUUCCUUCUAUGAUUCUGAUAGCCAUCAUUUAUGUGCUUCGACCUGCCAUUCUUCGGAUGAUGAAGCAGAAUCCGGUCGGACAGCCGUUAAAAGAGGGCUAUGUGAUUACCUUGCUUUUAGGGGUGUUGGUGACUGCCUUCUUUUGCCAGGCCACUGGUUUGUAUUUAUAUUUUGGUCCCCUUGUACUUGGGAUUGCGAUACCUCCGGGGCCUCCCAUUGGAUCAACAAUGGUAGAGAGACUUCAUUUCAYCACCUCUUGGAUUUUCAUGCCAUUCUUCUUUGUCAAAAUAGGCUGGUUCAUCAAUAUCUUUAUCAUUAAACUCAAAAGUUUCUUAGUCCUGUCGUGCAUUAUCGUUGUUGUUGCGUUGGGAAAGUUUCUAGGCACCUUUAUGAUUUCAAUCUACUUCAAACUGCGUGUGAGAGAUGCCGUAUUGCUUGGCCUCAUCGUGAAUAGUCAAGGAGCUAUGGAGCUUGGUUUGUUUUAUUCGAAGAAGAAGGAGAAGAUAUUUGACAAUGAAACAUUUUCAGUUAUGUGCAUAUGCAUGGUGAUUUUGGUUGUAGUUAUCACUCCUAUAAUAAGAUAUCUCAAUGAUUAUUCAGGAUCGUAUGUAGUUUACAACAAAAGAACGAUGAUGCACUCGAGAUCAAAUUCUGAUCUCCAUUUAUUAGUUUGCAUUCAUGACCAAGAUGAUGUUCCUAAUGCCAUUAAACUUCUCGAGGCCUUGAAUCCGACGAGACAAAGCCAUCUUGUUGUUUACAUGCUUCAUCUUGUUGAGCUUCUUGGCCGUGCUAACCCACAACUCAUUGCCCACAAACUUACAAAGAUAGGUACUUCAAGGUCUUGCCCUUCUGAGCCUAUCGUUAAUGCAUUCAAAUACUUUGGACAGAGCAACCGUGACAUAGUUGAAAUUUAUCCCUUCACUGUUAUAUCUCGUUUUGCGACUAUGCACCACGAUGUUUGUACGCUCGCAUUCGACAAAGAGACUUCUUUGGUUCUUGUUCCUUUCCACAAGAGAUUUCAUUCCAAUGGUGUGAUGUCAUUGUGCAAAAGUAAAAUGAGGACAAUAAAUAAUUGCAUCCUCGACAAGGCACCCUGCUCUAUCGCCCUUGUUGUUGAUCGUGGACUCUUGAAAGUCUCAAGCUCUAUCACAACGAACUUGCAUUCUUUUCACAUAGCUGUGGUCUUCAUAGGUGGACCAGACGACCGAGAGGCAAUGUUCAUUGGGGCAAGAAUGGCUGGGCACCCCAAUAUUAACUUUACAAUGAUCCGUCUAGUGGAGAAUGAAAAUGUCCCAUGCUAUAAUGUAGAAGAAAGGAGGCUUGACGAUGAGGCAGUGUGCAAGUUUCGACAAACCAUGGUAGGCAACUGCAAAGUAACGUACAUAGAACAUGUGGUUAUGGACGGCACUGAAACGGUCUCUAUACUUCGUUCGAUGGGGAACAAUUUCGACCUUGUAAUGGUUGGAAGACGCCAUUGUCUGAGUUCGCCUCUGGUUCAAGGAUUGAUACUUUGGAAUGAAGAUACAGAACUUGGGAUAAUUGGGGAGGUAUUGGCCUCUUCAAAUUUCAUGGGCAAUGCCUUAAUCUUGGUUGUGCAACAACACRCAGAAGAGAUUGAUGAAGACCAAGAGAAUAACCUGGAACCUAUUUUUCCCAUUGACAGGUAUUAGAUAUUUAGUAUAGGAUGAUGGAGAAGAAAUUUACUUCAAUAGCCGAUCAUUCAAAAGUUUUGAUUGUUCCUCAAUUCACUUACUCCAAUGGUUCAAAGUUGGAGAAGUCAUUUUUGCCCUCUCUCACACUUUUUUUUCUUUGAACUUCAACGAUGUACAUUUUCACUCAAACCAUAUCCAUGUGUAAACCAAACAACACC
Momordica charantia (bitter melon) is the source of this 2929-nucleotide messenger RNA. RefSeq names its product cation/H(+) antiporter 15. Gene Ontology annotation, biological process: regulation of pH; proton transmembrane transport. The record is from RefSeq and is a predicted model, not a curated record. Gene Ontology annotation, molecular function: antiporter activity. Gene Ontology annotation, cellular component: endomembrane system; membrane. Lineage: Eukaryota; Viridiplantae; Streptophyta; Magnoliopsida; Cucurbitales; Cucurbitaceae.